AUGAAGCUGACACUACGACCGGAAUGGCGACUGUGGCCUUUGUCGUCCUUUCUGGGAGUGCUGGAUAUCAAGACCGGUGUCACUAUCGCUCUUCUCUUUGCGUUAUUCAAUAAAGUAACGGGCGUGUAUGGCCUCAUUGCGGUGGUCACCGGGGCAGGAGGCUCAUUCGCGCAGCUGAGCCUGUACAUCUAUUCUGCGAUCGCCCUCGGAGGGUUGGUCUGGGGACUGAAUGCGAUCAAGCAGGAGGAUGCCAAGAACACACUCUAUUUCGCCCAUUUCUUCUUCAUUGACCACAUCUUCUCCACAAUUUGGACGGUCUUUUUUGCCGUUGCCUGGUGGAUAUACACACCUCAUGAUGGGCGACGCAUAGCCAACUCGGAGGCACAGAAGAAAAUGAUGGAAGGGGGCCCGAUAAACAACAUGACUGAUGCCGAGCGAGCCACCGCCGCGAUGACCAUAUGGACUCACGAGAAAAGCACCGCCGCUACCGUCAUCAUCAUCUCGUGGCUGGUCAAGAUCUAUUUUGCUCUUCUACUUUACUCUUAUGCGUCUCACCUUCGCAAAGGCUCUUACCGAUCACUCUCUCAAACACGGUCUGUCUCUACACCACUCGCUUCAGGAUAUGACUCUUCGCUGCUACCGGAGGGCGAUGAAGACGACGUCGAGGCCUUCUAUCGCGCUCCAUUGCGAACGCCGAACACCGGCAACUCUAUUUCAAGCUUCGCGGACUUCGUAGGCGCACCAAGUCGGACUCACAAGAUCAAAGGCUCUUCGUCGUUAGGCCGCCCAAACGUCGCAGCAAAGCCUUCCGAUGGCGACGAAGAGGAAGUCCUGUUUGACGACGAAGAAUUGAUGAGCUCACGUAGUCACUCAAAAUUUGGAACCGACGAAAGUACGGCAAGCGUCAGUUCUCAAGAUGAUGAACAUAAUAUCUCGAUACCCACAGGCCUCAGCCGAAAUCGUCCUUGA
Messenger RNA from Pleurotus ostreatus (oyster mushroom), 969 nucleotides. RefSeq lists its product as uncharacterized. Gene Ontology annotation, biological process: inositol phosphoceramide metabolic process. Gene Ontology annotation, cellular component: inositol phosphoceramide synthase complex; Golgi membrane. Gene Ontology annotation, molecular function: inositol phosphoceramide synthase regulator activity. The coding region runs from base 1 to 969 and encodes 322 amino acids. The record is from RefSeq and is a predicted model, not a curated record. NCBI's taxonomy places the organism in Eukaryota, Fungi, Basidiomycota, Agaricomycetes, Agaricales, Pleurotaceae. The transcript is spliced from 4 exons.